UGCUUUGCUUUUGACAUGUAUAUCUGUGUGCCUUUACCUCUGCCAGAGUUUGUAGCAGCGGCGGUUCACUCUCACUUUGAUGACUGUCCUGACUCUCAUAAUCAGUUUUGUUUCCACGGCACCUGCCGCUUCCUGAUCCUGGAAGAGACCGCAGCGUGCAUAUGCCACCAGGGUUUUGUGGGGAUGCGCUGUGAGCAUGCUGACCUGCUGGCUGUGGUCGCCACCAACCAUGGCCAGCACACGGUGGCCACCAUGCUGGUUCUCUGUGUGGUUGGCUCCGUGUUGCUCAUGCUACUCUUCACCCUCCUCAAUUGCUGGUGGAGGCGUGGAGGCUGUGAGCGAGGCCGGCUGCUGACCUGCUUCUCUGAGAAGCCCAGCAGUAUACUGAAGACCAGGACCUCCUGCUGCCACUCGGAAACCGUGGUUUGAAAGCUGGAUCUGCGGUGUGCCUCAAAUGCCCGUCCCUUGCCCAUCUCCCUCCCAGGCCCUUGCCUAUUGUGUGGAAUUACUUGGACUCAACAUCAGACGGGCAGAGCACUCCCUGUGAUGGAUUUAGAGAUGGAUGCAGUCAUUUCCUCAGUGUUCUACGGAUUGGGACACUAAGCAGACCUGUUAUGAUAGUGGACGAUAGAAGGACCUUGUGUCUCUCUUGCAUGUCGAAAAUCUCCCUGAAGUUAUUGAGAUCACAGACAAAGAGACCGACGAGAGAACGAGGGUGUGAAACAAGACUGAACGAAAAGAUUAACCACACCACAAGAUACAAGCUUGUAAGCAAGUAUUUCGAGUUCAGUGGACUUCUGGCAAAUAAUUUAUCUAUAAACCCAACCUGAACAGUAACUUAACCCUGUGAUAGUGUUAGGAUCUUAAGAAUGAAAAGUAUUAUUAGGAAUGUGACUUUUAAUUGCACAUAUGGUACUUGACCUCCAAGGACAUUCAAAAACACUCAAGGGUUGUCCUCCAUUUUUGUCUUUUAAAUAUAUCACUUUUUAAAACAACUGGUCACGUACAGAAGACAACAAGCACAGUUGUAUUUUAGCCCUGAGUUACAUGGUGUUAGACACUGACAGAGGAGCAAAUCCUCUAAACUAAAUUCUUUUGUUUUUAACAUUUAAUCAUGAGGGGUUUACACAUUUAUUCCACAAGUGGACAAAAAUGGGACAUGAAUUUACGACUUGUGUGUUGAUCAUCAUUAGCUGAGCCACAACACACGGACAAUGA
Molecule: messenger RNA, 1218 nt
Organism: Clupea harengus (Atlantic herring)
Lineage: Eukaryota; Metazoa; Chordata; Actinopteri; Clupeiformes; Clupeidae
Gene: tgfa
Product: transforming growth factor, alpha
Exons: 4
Coding region: 16-429 (137 amino acids)
Biological process (GO): positive regulation of mitotic nuclear division; epidermal growth factor receptor signaling pathway; positive regulation of cell population proliferation
Molecular function (GO): epidermal growth factor receptor binding; growth factor activity
Source: RefSeq, a predicted model, not a curated record